CGCUUGGGACCAAUUUGAAGCGACGUGAAAAUGGAGGAGCCACCGUCGACUGCCCUGGAGACGCUGCCGAGGAUUUCUCUCUCCCCCUUGUCCGGGGGAGCAGCCGAGCGGCGUGGGCCGGUGUGCGGAGGCUGCCGGGGCGUCAUCGCGGAGCGCUUCCUGCUGCGCCUCAACGACGGCGGUGUGUGGCACGAGAGGUGCGUGCGCUGCGCCUGGUGCUGGCAGCCCCUGGAAAGCCCCUGCUUCCACCGGGACCAGAAGCUCUACUGCCGCCUUGACUACGAGAAAAGCCUGGUGUGAGCUGGACAGCUCCUGGUGACCUGCAAUCCAUCAUUCUGGAAGACAACCAGCUGCUGUUACCUUUGCUGCAGAGACCUGAGAACACGCUUUCAGGAUUCAUCAGUUUACUCUGCUAUAUCCUGACACCAAUGAUCAAACUCCUGAUUACCCCCAGCAUGUCCAUGAAGAGGAAUAAAAGAAGACCAUGAAUGGGAGACUGAGGAGAGCAAAGGGCAAGCGAUGUCUGUGACAAGCCACUGCUUUGCGGUACAAGCAUCACAAGUUUUUUUUUAACUUGAGAAAAAGCUACUUUAAGUAAAACAA
Molecule: messenger RNA, 603 nt
Organism: Sceloporus undulatus (fence lizard)
Lineage: Eukaryota; Metazoa; Chordata; Lepidosauria; Squamata; Phrynosomatidae
Gene: LMX1A
Product: LIM homeobox transcription factor 1 alpha
Exons: 3
Coding region: 31-300 (89 amino acids)
Biological process (GO): neuron differentiation; regulation of transcription by RNA polymerase II
Cellular component (GO): nucleus
Molecular function (GO): RNA polymerase II transcription regulatory region sequence-specific DNA binding; DNA-binding transcription factor activity, RNA polymerase II-specific
Source: RefSeq, a predicted model, not a curated record